Paraglomus occultum is the source of this 869-nucleotide messenger RNA. The record is from the annotation of a GenBank genome assembly. NCBI's taxonomy places the organism in Eukaryota, Fungi, Glomeromycota, Glomeromycetes, Paraglomerales, Paraglomeraceae.
AUGUCACUUGUAACGACCUCAAAAUUGCUUUUCCGCGGCACUACUUUGCGAUACAAUGUCCUUUCUGUCCCAGUCUACACUAUCCGCACUUUGAAAUCGUCAGCAUCGGCAGAGUUCGCAGCAGAGGCAGCGCCUUCGUUUACGAGUGAGCCGAUAACUAAGAAAGAACCUUUACUCAAAGACUUUAAUAUUUAUCGCUGGAACCCCGAUAACCCAACAGAGCAACCUCAUUUGCAAAAGUAUGCGGUAGACCUCAAUGCAUGCGGUCCUAUGGUUCUUGACGCCCUCAUUAAAAUUAAGAAUGAAGACGAUGCUACGCUGACGUUCCGGCGUUCUUGUCGUGAAGGUAUCUGUGGAUCAUGUGCCAUGAAUGUUGAUGGAGUGAAUACGCUAGCAUGUUUGUCUAAAAUCGAAAGGAACAAUAAACCUUCCAAGAUCUAUCCACUACCGCACAUGUACGUUGUCAAAGAUCUGGUGCCUGAUCUGACACAUUUCUAUAAACAAUAUAAAUCGAUUGAACCAUACCUGAAGAAGAAGACUCCUCCUAAAGAAGGUGACCGCGAGAACCUACAAUCGAUUGCUGAUAGAAAGAAACUCGAUGGACUAUACGAGUGUAUUUUGUGUGCGUGCUGUUCAACAUCCUGUCCCAGUUACUGGUGGAAUGCGGAUGAGUAUCUUGGUCCAGCCGUGUUGAUGCAGGCGUACAGAUGGAUGGCUGAUACGAGGGACGACUUUACCAAGGAGAGAAGAGAGGCAUUACAGAAUCCAUUUUCAGUAUACCGAUGCCACACUAUCAUGAACUGUACGAGAACAUGUCCAAAGGGAUUGAAUCCUGGUCGAGCAAUUGCUAUGAUUAAAAAAGAUAUGGC